This is a messenger RNA of Juglans microcarpa x Juglans regia, 1806 nucleotides long. RefSeq lists its product as uncharacterized. Gene Ontology annotation, molecular function: aspartic-type endopeptidase activity. NCBI's taxonomy places the organism in Eukaryota, Viridiplantae, Streptophyta, Magnoliopsida, Fagales, Juglandaceae. Bases 1 to 1806 code for a protein of 601 amino acids. The record is from RefSeq and is a predicted model, not a curated record. Gene Ontology annotation, biological process: proteolysis. The transcript is spliced from 2 exons.
AUGGAACAAUUGGCUAAGUUGAGACAGAAGGGUAGUGUUGAAGAGUAUAAAGCUGAUUUUGAAGCCUUAUCCCAUAGGCUGCAUGGGUUAUCUGAGAAUUACAAGCUUAGUUGCUUUCUCAGUGGCCUUAGGGAUGAUAUAAGCUUAACAGUCAAGAUGUUCACUCCUAAUAAUCUACUCACAGCUUAUGGACUUGCUAAGCUCCAGGAGGAAAAGACUUCAAUCCAUAAAAAAACCCCAUACCGAAACCCAGCCUACAACACAACCAACCAGACCCAUGAACCAACUUUUCCUAAAUUUUUCCAACAGCCUCAAGCCACAAAUAACCUACAAAACCAUCCUAAAGCCAUAGCCCCAGGUCACAAAUGUUCCAGUCCAAAGCUGUACUUAUUUGAAGAGAUAAAGGAGAAUUAUGAAGUUGUUGACAUUGAUAGUAGUAAGGCAACAAACCAACUGGACACACACCAUAUUCCAGUUUCUAGUGAAGCCCCAGAAAUUACUUUGCACGCUAUCAUUGGGUCUUUGAACCCUAAAACCAUGCGUGUGGUGGGCAGAAUUGGCAACCAACCAGUCACAAUUCUAAUAGAUUCCGGAAGUACUCACAACUUCCUGGACCCUUCGAUACUUCCCAAACUCUCCCUACAUGUAUUAAUAGAUGACAAAAUUAAGGUGAAAAUUGCAAAUGGAGAUCAAGUUCAAAGUGAGGGCAGACUUAAAAGUGUACCACUGGUUGUCCAAAACAUGAAAUUCUCCAUUGACAUGUACUUGCUAGUGCUGGCAGGGUGUGAUGUUGUGCUUGGCGUGCAAUGGUUACAAGGGCUAGGGUCGAUUUUAUGGAACUUCCAUAACUUUACCAUGCAGUGCAAUCACCAGAACUCUUUGGUUGUCUUAAAGGGACUGCGAGGCAGCACUUUAAUGGAAGAAGAGGCAUUUAAUAGGGCCACGACUCUAGAAAAUAAAGGGGUACUACUGCAGCUCAUUGAACAAGUUUCUCCAACCCAAACACCUACCAUUGUCCCCAAACCUACACAGAACCUAUUGGACCUAUUCCCUGACAUCUUUUCCCUUCCCUUUGGUGUCCCUCCAACCAGAUCUCAUGACCACAAUAUCGCAUUACAACCUGGUACUCAGUCCAUUUUUGUGAGACCCUCUCGAUACCCCUAUUUUCGAAAAGAUGAAAUUGAAAAGAUCAUACAAGAAUUGUUGCAAUCAGGGGUUAUAAGACCUAGUCAAAGCCCUUAUUCCUCACCUGUUUUGUUGGUAAGGAAAGCAAAUGGUACAUGGCGUCUAUGUGUUGAUUAUCGUGCCCUAAACCAUGUUACCAUGAAGGAUAAGUAUCCAAUUCCAGUGGUGGAAGAAUUAAUGGAUGAAUUGCAGGGUGCCAAAGUGUUUUCUAAACUCGACCUACGGUCAGGAUAUCAUCAAAUUAGGGUGAAACCUGAAGACAUCCCUAAAACGGCAUUCUGUACACACGAGGGGCACUAUGAAUUUUUGGUCAUGCCAUUUGGCUUAACCAAUGCACCAUCUACCUUCCAAACUUUGAUGAACCAGGUUUUUAAGCCUCACUUAUGGAAGUUUAUUUUGAUCUAUAGCAGGGAUGAGGAGGCCCACCUACACCACCUAAAGCUGACUUUUGCUAUCCUAAGGGACAACCAACUUUAUGCGAAGCUCAACAAAUGUGAUUUUGGCUGCCCAGAAAUUGUGAACUUGGGCCAUUUAAUUUCUGGCCAAGGAGUACAGGCAGAUCCUGAGAAGAUAAAGGCUAUGUUGAGCUGGCCACCACCCAAAUCUCUUAAAGCCUUAUGA